GCCUCUCGGCGUGGGGCCUCACGGGAGGGGCCGUCGUGUGAGGUUUGGGUGCCGGCCCCGCCCCCCGCGCCGCUCUUCCCGCCCGGAACGCCCGGUGCGCGCCCGCGUGCUGCCCUGGCCCAGCCCCGAGGGAGGCGGCCCUGCCCUCCGGGAAGAUGUCCUACGGAUCCAUCACCGGCAGCAGCGGGCUGGGGAGCCGGGGCCCUUUCGGGGGACCCUCACGACAAGGCUAUCAGCCGCUCGCCACCCAGCUGGACCCGAGGGACCUGCAGGGGCUGUUCCAGGAGGCGGCGGCCAGUGUCUCCUGCAUCAGCACCAGCGGCCUGUGUGACCUGGACGAGUCCUGGGAAGCAGCGCCUCAGAGCCGCCCUCAGGCCAGCCCCCUGGUCACCCGGGCUGGGGGUUGGGCGACCUCCUUGGAGCAGAGCCUCCGGUCCCUGGGGACACCGAGGGACACCCAGGAGCUGCGGGACAGCCUGCACCUGGCGCAGCAGGAGACCAACCGCACCAUCGCCACCAGCACCAGUGUGGUGAAGCGGCUGGCGGAGCUGCUGCGGGGCUGCUCCCGGCAGGAGCGGCUUCAGCUGGACCGCCUGAAAACUCAGCUCUCGGACGCCAUUCAGCGCUACGGAGCGGUGCAGAUGACAAUUGCGGAGAAGUCCCGAGCUCUGCUUCCCACGGCGCAGACGGGUGGCCGGCAGCAGGACCCUCCAGCCGUCCCACGGGCUGUGCUCCUGCGUCAAAAGGGGACCCGCACCCUUGGCCCUGGAGGGAGGAGAAAGCCGCCUUUGUUGACGCCUGGAAAUGGAAACGCAUCACAGGGGCCCUCCGCCCGCCCUGAGCAGAGGCAGCAGCUCCCGAUCCGCUGGAGCUGAGACCCAAAUUGGGCCUUUGUGAGGAGAAUAAGGGCGCUUUCUGGUCUCUUCAGGAAAGGGAAGGGCUGCGGGGUCUCGCUAAGCACUCCCCCCUGGCCGUCUCCUGUCCUGAGCCCUCCCCCCGGCCCAUCUCCUGUCCUGAGCCCUCCCUCCUGGCCGUCUCCUGUCCUGAGCCGUCUCCCGGGCCUGUUUCUUGUCCUGAGCUGCGGGGAGGGCAGCGGUACCUGUGGAUGGGCCAGUACGCGGGUCCCCAGCCCACACGUCUGCACAGUAGCUGGCGACCUUGCCCCGGGCGAGGGCCCCUGUCUCUGCAGGUGAGGAUGGGGACCCUGCCCGGUCCUCCCGGGGGGCCAGAGGCUGCAGCUUCCCGAGGGGCCGAGCCGCAGGGAGGGAGGCCUGGGCAGGCCUGUGGGGCAGCCCCUCCCGGAGGGCAGUGGUCAGUGCUGCUUUGGUCAGGAGGCUUGUCAGCAGAUGCUUUAGAGCUUUCACUUCAUCCCAUCUGCCCUGAGUUUAUUGUCUGAAGGCCUCGGGGAGGAGGGUUAGCGGACCCUACCGCCCCACCUGCCCACCAGCUGGCCCCCUGUGACUGAGAGUGGUGCAGCCACCUGCGGGCCGGCCGGAGCAGGAGCCGUGAGGGAGAAGGCUGCCUUCACACCUGCCCUCCUGGCCCAGGGCCCUGGGCCGUUCCCCUCCCCCCACCCCCCUGCAGGCUUUGUCACUUCGGUGCUGCAGCUCUUGUGUGGACUUCCUGGUUUCUGUGCCCAGCAAGCAUGUCUGGGCGCUGGGCUCUCGCCGUCCAUGGCGCUGUCCCCCGGCCCGGCCAGGCAGCCUUCCCGUCCCGAAUGUGCGGGAAGAACUUGAGACUGGACCAUGUUCCUGGGCGGGGCUGGGGGUGGGGACCAGCAUGGCCGUAGCUGCCAUCCACGGGACCCUGCUUAUGACCUGCAGGCCCCCCGCUGAGUGGUCCUCCGACCCCCUGGAGUCCUCACCAGGAGGCAGGGCCAUGGGCGGCUCUGGGAGGCCUCUGCGUGGCCCUGGCUGAGGCCGGGGUGGUACUGCCAUGUGCCCCCUGCAGCCAGGUUUGGGGUGGCCAGAGGCGCGGGCACGGCUGCAGGCGGGGCCCAUGUCUGCUGUUUCUGCCCCCUGCCCCCCACUCACAGCAGCCCUAUGCCCAGUGGCUCUGCGGGGAUGAACCCCCAGCACAGGGUGGAGGCCCAGGCCCAC
Messenger RNA from Myotis myotis, 2099 nucleotides. RefSeq names its product t-SNARE domain containing 1 (gene TSNARE1). Gene Ontology annotation, molecular function: SNAP receptor activity; SNARE binding. The record is from RefSeq and is a predicted model, not a curated record. The transcript has 9 exons. Gene Ontology annotation, cellular component: endomembrane system; SNARE complex; membrane. Gene Ontology annotation, biological process: intracellular protein transport; vesicle-mediated transport; vesicle fusion. The coding region runs from base 156 to 875 and encodes 239 amino acids. Lineage: Eukaryota; Metazoa; Chordata; Mammalia; Chiroptera; Vespertilionidae.